AUGAGAGAUAGAAGUUGUAGUAAAAGAUAUCCAAAACAAUUCAACAAUACUACAGUACUAAGUGAUGAAGGAUAUCCUGUGUACAGGAGAAGGGAUACGGGGGCUACUGUGGACAAAAACAAUGUGUCGAUUGAUAAUCGUUUUGUUGUUCCUUAUAACCCUACGUUACUUUUGAAAUAUCAGGCACACAUAAAUGUAGAGUGGUGCAAUCAGUCUCGGGCAAUCAAAUAUUUAUUCAAGUACAUUAAUAAGGGUAAUGAUAGAGUAACAGCAGGAUUAGUUAGGAAACGAAAUGAGAAUGCCGAUGAUAAUACUAUCGACGAGAUCAAAGAAUAUUAUGAUUGUCGUUAUGUUUCGGCUUGUGAGGCUAUUUGGAGAAUUUUUGCCUUCGAGAUUCACUAUAGGCUUCCUUCUGUUGAGAGACUGAAUUUUCACCUACCAGGAGAACAAACUGUUGUGUUCAAUGAAAAUGAAACUAUUGAAAAUGUCUUGAAUAAACCUUUGGUUGAUAAGUCAAUGUUUUUGGCUUGGAUGGAAUGUAAUUCUAGAUUUGAAGAAGCUAGAGAACUUCGGUAUUUUGAAUUUCCGGGAAAAUUUGUUUGGAAGAGAAAAGAGCGUGAGUGGACCAUUCGUAAGAGAGGUUUUUCUAUCGGUAGACUUUAUCAUGUAUCUCCAGGAUGUGGGGAACGAUAUUACUUACGCACACUUCUGAACUAUGUUAAGGGCCCAACAAGUUUUGAAGAUAUUCGUACCAUAAAUGGUGUUCUCUACCCUACAUUUAAAGAUGCUUGCUAUGCAAUGGGUUUGUUAGAUGAUAAUAAAGAAUAUAUUGAUGGUAUAUUAGAGGCAAGUUUUUGGGGAUCUGCACACUACUUAAGAAAACUAUUUGCCAUUUUGCUUAUGUCUAAUAGUAUAUCUAGACCUGAAUUUGUAUGGAACAGUACAUGGCAUGUGCUUUCAGAAGAUGUACUAUAUAGGCAACGCAUGAUAAUUCGAUUUCCCGAUUUGAAGCUUAGUGAUGAACAAUUGAAAUGCUAUGCAUUAGUUGAUAUUGAGAAGAUUCUGCAGAAUAAUGGUUGUUCACUACGCAAUUAUAGCAAUGAGCUACUUCCAGAUGAAUUAAUAAUUCAGGAUAGUUUUAAUAGACUCAUAGCUGAUGAGUUAAGUUAUGAUAGAGAAGCACUACGCAUAGAGCAUGAGCAGUUAUUUCAAUGUUUGACUGCUGAACAACGGAUCAUAUAUGAUGAUAUUAUGCAGGCUAUGAAUGAUAAUAAAGGUGGUGUUUUUUUCCUUUAUGGGCAUGGCGGAACUGGUAAAACAUUUAUGUGGAGAACUUUGUGUGCAGCUAUUCGAUCGAAAGGGGAUAUUGUCCUUCCUGUUGCUUCAAGUGGUAUUGCUUCUCUAUUACUGCCAGGAGGAAGAACUGCACAUUCAAGAUUUGGAAUUCCUUUGAUUGCCACUCCUGAUUCUAUGUGUAGAGGUAUUACUCCGGGUAGCGAUUUAACCUCUUUGCUAAAUAAGACUAAGCUCAUCAUUUGGGACAAAGCCCCUAUGACGAACAAAUAUUGUUUUGAAGCUUUAGACAGGAGUAUGCGAGACGCUUUACGAGAUUCAAAUGGUAUUGCUUCGGACUCUCCAUUUGCUGGUAAGGUAGUUGUUUUUGGAGGUGAUUUUAGGCAGGUAUUACCAGUUAUUCCAAAAGGAACACGACAAGAUAUAGUUUUUGCAUCAUUAAACUCUUCUUACAUUUGGCAUUCGUGUAAGGUUUUAAGGCUUACAAAGAAUAUGAGGUUGCAAACUCAGUCUGUUGAUGAUAAUGAUUUAAAGGAUUUCGCUGAUUGGAUUUUAAAGAUUGGUGAUGGCAUACUAGGAGAACCUAAUGAUGGAGAAGCCAUUAUUGAUAUUCCUGAUCAAUUUCUCAUUAAGGAUGUUGUAGAUCCUAUUGGUGCCAUAGUUGAAAGUACAUAUCCAUCCAUACAGGAGAACUUAAGUGACACAAACUUUUUUCAAGAAAGGGCCAUACUUUGUCCUACAAAUGAUAUUGUUGGGAAAGUGAAUGAAUAUGUUCUUUCAUUAUUACCUGGGGACGAAAAGGUUUACUUAAGUUCUGAUUCUAUAAGUAAAGCAGAUGGAUGUUUUGAGUCUAAUGCCGAUGCUUUUUCUGUAGAGUACUUAAACAGUAUUAAGUGCUCUGGCCUUCCGAAUCAUGAGCUGAAAUUGAAGGUUGGUGCUCCUGUUAUGAUGCUUAGAAACAUUGAUCAAUCAGCUGGAUUGUGUAAUGGCACACGAUUGGUAGUCAACCAGCUUGGAGAUCACAUUGUCGAGGCAACUAUUCUUACGGGAUGCAAUAAAGGAGAAAAGGUUUUCAUACCAAGAAUAACAUUGACUCCAACAGAUACCACACAGCUCCCAAUUAGACUUCAAAGAAGACAAUUUCCUUUGAUGCUUUGUUUUGCGAUGACUAUUAAUAAAAGUCAAGGACAAUCAUUGAGUCAUGUUGGAUUGUUUUUGCCUAAACCUGUAUUCAGUCAUGGACAACUUUAUGUUGCCGUAUCAAGAGUGAGAAGUAAGAAAGGACUUAAAAUUCUUAUUGUUGACAAAGAUAAUCAAACAACUACGUCGUCGUCGUCUACUGACAAUGUGGUAUAUAAAGAAGUAUUUCAAAACUUAUGA
This is a messenger RNA of Amaranthus tricolor (Joseph's coat), 2673 nucleotides long. RefSeq lists its product as uncharacterized. NCBI's taxonomy places the organism in Eukaryota, Viridiplantae, Streptophyta, Magnoliopsida, Caryophyllales, Amaranthaceae. Gene Ontology annotation, biological process: telomere maintenance; DNA repair. The coding region runs from base 1 to 2673 and encodes 890 amino acids. Gene Ontology annotation, molecular function: DNA helicase activity. The record is from RefSeq and is a predicted model, not a curated record. The transcript has 2 exons.